GACAAGAUUAUAGGCUUUUUUGGUUAGAUAUCCACAAAUGAAGGGUCCUCCUAAUUCAUGACCCCUGAAAAACCCAAAUCAAAAAAAUCUGGAGAAAAAAAAAGAACAAUUAACAAAACUCCAAAUUUAGAACCAAAAUUUACAUUCUUCACGUUAUCACUCUUUUCCACUCUGCAACCUUCUCCACUACGUCAGUCAUCAGUGCUUUCAUGGGGAUCUGCGUUUGUGGUUCCCUUCAUUUCUCACUGAGAUCAAGUCCAAUGAACCCAAUUCAACUCGUACCUGCAUUAUUGUUUUGAAGGGGGACUGAAGAAAAAACUUCCCUCAAUAGAAGAAUACUUGAUAGUUUAUCUGAUUCCUUCCUUCCAUUCUGGUUGCUGUUAUUGUCGCAUUUCUGAAAUUUGAGAUGGAUUCUCUGCGUAGUUUAUGCUGUAAUUCGGAGUCUUUUAUAAGUUGUUCUAGUACAAGGCGAUUCAGAGUUCAUCAGAAGCGAAGGGAAGUGCAGAGACCGAGAAGCUUGCAAUUCUUGGAGGGGGCGAGGCCCAUUUCGAUGAUUUCUGCCGGUGAUAGGAGCUUGGGUAAUAAAGGGUUUUCGAGAAUUCAAUGCGGAGUUUCUGCAGUUGAAACAUCCAGGGAGGAAGCCGAGAAAGAGAAGAAAAAGCAUUCUAGACAAAGUUAUGAUAGGGUGUAUUUAAAAGUUCGGCUGGAUCACCAAGUUGAGUUUGGGGAGCACAUUGCCAUUUUAGGGUCAACAAAAGAACUGGGUUCAUGGAAGAAAGAAAUAUUGAUGCAUUGGACGGAAAAUGGAUGGAUUUGUGAUUUGGAGCUGAAAGGGGGUAAACCUGUAGAGUGUAAAUUCGUGAUCUUGACGAAGGACAAGAAUCUGGCAUGGGAAAGUGGUGAAAAUCGAGUCUUGAUGGUACCUGAAAAGGGAAAUUUCGAGAUUGUUUGUCAUUGGAAUAUGACAGAUGAGCCUGUAGAGUUACUAGCUUUAGAUUCGACAACGGCUGAAGAAGUGGGAAGCUUAGGUGACAAUGGGACCACGUCUGCUACUGAUGUGGCUGGAGCAGAUGCCGUGGCAAGUCCUUUUGUGGAGAAAUGGCAAGGGAAAACCGUGUCUUUUGUACAUUCCAAGGAACAGCUUGACGACGAGAAGGUUAGGAAGUGGGACACAGCAGGUCUUGAAGGGGCUGCCUUGAAGUUGGUUGAAGGUGACAAGAAUGCAAGGAACUGGUGGCGGAAGCUUGAAGUCAUCCGUGAAUUAGUUGUCGAAAAUGUGAAAAAGGGGGAUCGUUUGGAGGCUCUUGCGUAUUCAGCUAUCUAUCUGAAGUGGAUAAACACAGGGCAAAUUCCAUGCUUCGAAGAUGGGGGCCAUCAUCGGCCCAACAGACAUGCUGAGAUUUCUAGGUUGAUAUUUCGUGAGUUGGAGCGGAUUUCAUAUGGGAAAGAUGUUUCUUUGCAGGAAGUUCUCGUCAUCCGCAAGAUUCAUACAUGUUUGCCCUCUUUUAAGUCUGAAUUCACUGCAUCUGUACCUCUUACGAGGAUCCGGGAUAUUGCACACAGGGGUGAUAUUCCCCAUGAUCUCAAGCAACAAAUCAAGCACACAAUACAAAACAAACUUCACCGUAAUGCUGGCCCUGAAGAUCUGGUUGCCACGGAAUUGAUGCUGGAAAAGAUUACCAAAAAUCCCGGGGAGUAUAGUGGAGAAUUUGUUGAACAAUUUAAGAUAUUUCAUCGUGAGCUUAAGGAUUUCUUCAAUGCUGGAAGUCUGGAAGAGCUGCUUGAUUCUAUUAUGGAAUCACUUGAUGAGAAAAGCCUUUCCACUCUUUCAAACUUUUUGGAAACAAAGAAGAGCUUGGACAAAUUGAGUAAAUCAAGUAACAUUUCGGAGUUUGAAGAAAUGGGACAGUUGAUCAAGACGAUCCAAACCUUAAACAAUGUACGCACAGUAAUUAUUAGGGGCCUUGAAAGUGGUCUUCGGAAUGAUGCUCCUGACGCUUCAAUCGCAAUGCGUCAAAAGUGGCGUCUUUGUGAAAUUGGGCUUGAAGACUAUGCAUUUGUUCUUCUAAGCAGGUUUCUCAAUGUACUUGAAAAAACGGGAGGAGAUCAUCAGCUAUCUGAGAAUGCGGGUGUCAGUGUUUGGAGUGAUCCUCUCGAGGUGCUUAUUAUUGGUGUCCAUCAGUUGGGUCUUUCUGGUUGGAAGUUAGAUGAAUGUCGUGCAAUUGGAAACGAACUCUUUUCAUGGAAAGAAAGAGGUCUUCAAGAAAAAGAAGGUAAUGAAAAUUGUAAAACUAUCUGGGGAUUGAGGCUUAAAGCUACUAUUGAUAGAUGUAGGAGAUUGACGGAGGAAUAUUCUGAGGUUCUCCUGCAGAUAUUUCCCGAAAAAGUUCAGAUAUUAGGAAAAGCUCUGGGUAUCCCAGAAAACAGUGUUAGGACAUACACUGAAGCUGAAAUUCGUGCCAGUGUUGUUUUUCAGGUGUCAAAGCUUUGUACCCUUCUUUCAAAGGGUAUCAGAAACGUUCUUGGUUCCCAGGGUUGGGAUGUUCUAGUUCCUGGAAACGCUUCUGGAAUACUGAUGCAGGUUGAUGCUAUUGUCCCGGGGACACUGCCAUCGUCUGUAGAAGGACCUGUUAUUCUUGUGGUCAAUAAAGCAGAUGGGGAUGAGGAGGUGACAGCAGCGGGGAGCAACAUAGCUGGAAUUGUACUUCUUCAAGAGCUGCCUCAUUUGUCUCAUCUCGGUGUGAGAGCUCGCCAAGAGAAGGUCGUGUUCGUGACAUGUGAGGAUGAUGAGAAAAUUGCUGAUAUAAAAGACUUGAAUGGAAGAUAUGUGAGGAUGGAGGCUUCCUCAGAAGGUGUCAAAUUGUUUCCAUCAUCGGAACAUGUACUUGGUGAAUCUUCUGCCAAAGUUUCUUCUAUGAUAGAAAGGUCAUCAGAGACCAGUGCCCCAUGGAUUGGUAUUGAAACCAGAGAGGUUCCCAGCAGUGGGGUUUUACUACUGUCUGAAGUGGAUUUGCCAAGUUCAGGGGCAAAAGCAGCAGCUUGUUCACACCUGGCUUUCCUAGCAUCUGCUUCUGAGACAGUUUCUAGUGAACAUGGAGUACCAGCUUCUUUUAAGGUCCCUGCCAGUGCAGUUAUUCCUUUUGGUGUGAUGGAAUUGGUUUUAGAGACAAGCAAAUCAAUCGAAGCCUUUAGGUCACUAAUAGAGCAGAUUGAAAUGGCCGCAAUCGAUAGCGAACUUGAUAAACUUUGUUAUGAACUACGCGAAUUGAUCUCAUCCCAGCAACUACCUGAAGAAAUAGUUGAUAGAUUACUGAAAGUAUUUCCAGAAAAUGCUAGACUAUAUGUUCGCUCCAGUGCCAAUGUAGAGGACUUAGCUGGAAUGUCAGCUGCUGGACUCUACGAAUCAGUUCCAAAUGUUAGCCUUUCAAAUGCCAAGGUGUUUGGACAAGCCGUUUGCCAAGUUUGGGCCUCUUUAUACACUCGCAGGGCAAUUUUAAGCCGUAGAGCUGCUGGUGUCCCACAGAAGCAAGCAGCUAUGGCUGUUCUGGUGCAAGAAAUGCUAUCACCAGAUUUGUCCUUCGUCCUCCACACAUUAAACCCUAUGGAUUCUGAUAGUACUUCAGUCGCAGCAGAGAUUGCUCCUGGGCUUGGGGAAACUUUAGCAUCUGGCACACGAGGUACUCCUUGGCGUUUAUCUUCAGGAAAAUUUGAUGAACGUGUACGAACAUUGGCUUUUGCUAACUUUAGUGAAGAGUUGGUUGUUCGUAAUACUGGGCCUGCAAAUGGAGAAGUUCUGCGCUUGACUGUGGACUACAGCAAAAAACCAUUAACGAUUGAUGCAGUUUUUAGGCAGAAACUUGGACAGAGACUUGGAGCUGUUGGUUUCUUCCUGGAGCGCAAAUUCGGAUGUCCUCAGGAUGUUGAAGGAUGUUUAGUGGGAAAAGACGUAUACAUUGUGCAGACACGUCCUCAGCCCCUGUAAGGUUCAAGGUUUAUAUGUUACUAAGUUCUGAGCUGGCAGAACUCGGGUGAAAUAUUCGCCAUUCUGCAAUAAUAGCGCAUCGCCACAUGUGCUUGCUCGGAGAUGAAAUUUGCUGAAUAACACUGUCAAUAUAGAUGAAGGGAUGGCAUAUAACAUAGCCCGUUUUACCAGUUGUGCAAAAGACAAUCAAUAAUAUAGGAUUUGGAAAAUUGGAGUCGGUAGCUUAGAAUAUAGAGCCCUUCUGUAGAAUACUAUUGUGGCGUCACGUCUUCAAUAAAUAUCAGCUAACAUGAGAUUAGUUAAAUGUUACUUAAGGCCUUUUGAUGAUACUUAGGGAGAAGUUAAUUUUGUUUUUCUCUCCUAAAACUAUUAAAGGGCUUAUAUCAUUGUAUGCGUUUGUUUUUAGUCUUGGGUGAUGUUGCUCAAAAAAUAAAUAAAUAAAUAAAAAUAGGGUUGGACUUUGGAGAAUUGGAGGGAGAUGGUCAGUUUAAAUUUCGUUGGGACAAUUUGGGGAAAGCCCCGAAAAAGGAGC
Messenger RNA from Oldenlandia corymbosa var. corymbosa, 4514 nucleotides. Lineage: Eukaryota; Viridiplantae; Streptophyta; Magnoliopsida; Gentianales; Rubiaceae. The record is from the annotation of a GenBank genome assembly.